GUCGCACGCUAAACACGCGUCCGGUAGGUGCGAACACGCUCUAGUACAGUCGUCGGCCGAAUAUUAUUUUGUUUCGUUUUUGAUAAUAAUAAAAUACAUAUUUAUAUUACGCGCGUAUACGUACUAUACUAUAAUACGUAAUAUUAGAAUAUUACGUGUAUAAUAAUAUUAUUUGUGCGUCGCGUUCCAAAUACGAGGUAUUUUCCGAGCGUUUUUUUCCCCGUAAACUUUCCACGGCCGUUAAUAAUUAUUAUACAUUUGUAUUUUUUUUUAAAAAAAAAAAAUUACGUUUUGUCUCUUUAAUUGUGGUGUUUUAUUCUCGGAUCCGUCCGAGUUUUAACAAACAAAUAUAGUUUUUAUAUAUAUUUGUAUGAACGUGUAAACGACGAAUAUUUCGUUAUUAUAACACAUCGUAUUUACGAGUAGUUUUGCACAUCACCGCGCGAUGAACACGAUGAUUACUUCGCCGUCCUUCGUCUUCCGUCAUUCGACAAUUGCAAACGCCUCGUUCUUCCGGUGACACCGGAGACCCUCCGAAAUCGCCGUCGAUAGGUGGUGAUCGAAGUCUCGUUCGCUCCGUGACUUUUACCGGUAAGUGUUGCGCACUCGGGGCGCACCGGUGAUCCAUCCAAACUCCGUUACACGCGUAUCAUCGCCCGGCAACGCGCACUUACCCGCCACCCUUAACGCGUACAAUACGCACUCCACACAGACGUGGGAUAUGAACUCACCGCAAAUGUACGACACGGCCCCGCAGCCGCACGCUCACCAGCCGCACCACCAGCAGCUCAGCCAACAGGAAUUGGCGAUGGUCGCCAAAAAGGCGCAGCUCGGGCAGCUCAAGAACAGGUACGACAUAUCGGAACUGUCCACGCCCGAGAUAUCUCUCGACCUGCAGAACCUCAUCGACGACAGCCAGUUUAGCGAAGGUCUGUUCACGGAAAUCCUGCAACAGGGUCAGGUAAAGUUACCUAAUGGCACCGGGGGCGGCGGCGGUGGCGGUGGCCGGAACGGCGUGUCCCAGAACGGUUUCAAUUCACGCACCACGCUGGCGUAUAUGCCACAACCCGUUCACUACGAGAGUACGCCCGCUUCUGCGGGUGGUCCUAUCAAAGAGGAACCUCCAGAAUCCGUCGAGUUCCGGAAUCAACAGCAGCAACAGCAGCAACAACAGCAACAGCAACAACAGUACCUUAGCAAUGGUCAAGGGGGUGCGUUUCAGACGUCCCCGGUAUCCAGUGGUGGCGGUGGCGGCGGCCCUCACCUCAAGUCGGCUCACCACAACCACCACCGGAAGUCGAGCUCCGGAAGCAACAAGUCGGUGGACAAGAACACCGAUGAGUACAAGAGGAGACGGGAACGGAACAACAUAGCCGUACGCAAGAGUCGGGAAAAAGCGAAGAUCCGCAGCCGAGAGACCGAGGAAAAGGUCAAGCUGUUGGUCAAAGAAAACGAGCGGUUGCAGAAGAGGAUAGAGCUUCUCAGCGAAGAACUCAAUGUACUCAGGUCACUGUUCACCAAUGUGGGCGUUUUGCCCGAACACCUCCACCGGGAGCUCAAUAAACAUUUCGACGCCUAUCCGCACUUGCAAUAGUGAGAACGAACCACACAUGGUAAAUAUUACAUUGUUAUUAUUAAUUGUUAUUAUCUUUACAGUAUUCAUAAGCAUAUUCUAUUUAGAAUCCUCGAAUUCUAUAUGAUGUAUUAAAGUUUCGGGGUUAUUUCUAGCAGAUGGGGGGGGGGUUAUACUUUCUUGGUGUGCGGUGACCCACCGUUGAGGAUUGACUUGUUCGUAAACUAUAAUCAUUAUGUGCGAUUUGUGCGAGGAUAUUGAUCGAUAUUUUCAACUCGACGGUGCAUAAAAAAAAAAAAAAAUAGGUGACUCUCAUUAAAAAUUACACAAUUACACGUAACACAAUACAUCACUCGACUGAUUUUCACGGUUAGGCGCGGGCGCACGCAACGAUUGCGCGUUUGUUUCCUGCAAGUCUCCACGCGGAGUCGCCAGUAUUGUCUCGAACAUACAGGUGCAAUUACCCGGGGUGGGGGACAGAAAGAUCUAGAUGCCUGUUCCCAAAAAUAUUGAUUAAUCUUUCCCCAAAAGCCUAUGACUUACAAAAGCACUGGUUUGUACAUGAGUAAAAGUCUAAAAAAAAAAAGGGUAGUUACCGGAAUGAUACCAAAUUUUUCUUAAACUUGUAGCCAUCUCGUCAGUGACAGUAUUUAAUUUGCUAAAUUAAGAAUAAUAUUUUAUUUAGGGUGUAAUUUCCACGAAAAAAAAAACUCAAAUACCAAUAUUGAUACAUAUUGCACUAUACAUGUUCUCGCACAUAUUAUACACACACAAACACAAGCACACACACCCACACAUACACACAGACAUACACACAUUAACGCGUUAUCGGUAAAAAAAAAAAAAAAAAUUGAGUGAAUACGAUGUGUUCGCGUAUCAUCGGUUCAAUAAUGAUGAGUUACGUCAAGAUCCGCCUUGACCUAUAACUCUGGCCAUAAACUAAAACCAACAAUAAUUAUAUUAUAAUAAAACAAAUCGCGGGCCUACAAUAUAUAUACACGAUUAUAAUAUAAUAUAAUAAUAUUGUACGGUUUAUACGAGCCGUACAAUUUAAAAAUCCAAUACGGAAUAUUCUGCGAAAUUCGUGAUCGGGUUUCGCGUGUUUUUUUUUUACGCCAUGAAUUUUAUUAUUGGCAAAUAUAUUAUGUAUUCGCCAAUAUCAUGUAAUAUAUAUGUAAUUAUGAGAUAUCAGUGUGAAUAACAUAAUGUUAUUGUAUUCUCAAAUAUUAUUAUUAUUAUGAGAUAAAACGGGAAAUGCGCGUGCGGCGAUGUGAGAUUACGGACGGGUUGGCGCCGUGGCGUGACCGCGCGCGGUAUAUUAUGGUAUACAGUGGUAUUAACCGGCCGGUCGCGCGGAAAAGCGCUCGUGUAACGCGCACCGAAUCUCCCGGGCUGGCGUGUACACAUAGAACCGGCGUUCGCCCACAACCAGGCCCCUCCCCACCCCCGACAAUAUUGCGCCGACCUUUGACCGUUACAUCGUGUCGUGUUUUUUUUUUUUUUUCUAACGCGCGUACACCACCGCACAAUAAUAAUAAUAUAAUAAUAUCGCGGACGUUAUGACGGCCGUAAACUAAUAAUAGUAAAAUAAUAAUAUUAUAAUAUACUCUCCCGGGGCCGGUUAUUUAGUGUUCGCAAAAAACUAUAUCGCAUACACACAUUAAAGUGCUCGAAUCGGAGUGGGGGGGGGAGGAAGGGGGCUCAUAUAGUAAACAUAUUAUUGUACUUGAAUGAAAAUUAUAUAAUAUAAUGAAGCCACCGUAAUAAUAUUAUAGGCAUGUUAUAAUGUAUAGGGUAACUGGGUAAAGCCUUUUUCUUGAAGUUGUUGUACAAAAUAUACGUAGGGUACCUGAUUUCAGUAGGUUAUUGGUACUUACAAGUGAUGCAAAUGUGCAAUGAUUUUGUUAGUGCAACUAGUUUUUAGUAUUCAACAGUUUGUAUAUGAUAUUUUUAUUUUAACGCGACCAAUUUACAAGACUGAAGACCCCUUAGUGUGCCACUGGGGCAGUGUGCCUUUUAUUUCCCGUUAUCAAAAUGCACUGCUCGAGAUACCGGAUAUCGUUAUUAUUAUUUUUUAAACGUUAUACUGUAUAUUACGCUGCUACGCUCAGUAUGAUAAACGUGAUUACUUCGACUCUUAAAUAAGUCACUCCAAACUAGAUUUUAGAACAAAAAUAUCUAUUAUAAAAAUGAAAGAGAAUGAUGUUGUUUUGAUGAGCACUUAGGAACGUUUUUUAGAAAAAUCAAACUGCCAGGUAAUUAUUAUGAUACGCGGCCGUUCGGAAACAUUAAAAAUAUCAUACACUAACGCUGUUUUUUCUUAAAAUCGUUUUGGGGCGACUAUAUACUUAUAUAUACUAUAUACUAUAUACUAUAUACUUGUACUAUAUACUAUAUACUUUCAAUCAUAGUGUUUUAUAAACCUCGGUCGACCAUCGUUUUAUCGUUUGCGUUUUUGGUAUUACUGUUAUUAUUAUUAUUAUUAUUUUUUUUAAAUUCAAAUAAUUAAAUUCAAUACCUAUUUACUAGAAGUCGGUCAGGAUUUUUGUAUACUCCGCAAUUAUUAUAUUAUAUCGAUUUAUAAAUUAUUACCUUUUACACGACGGAAAGGUAUAUUGGGGAGUCAUGGAAAGGGUAGAGGAGGUAUAAAGAGCAGCGGACACGAUUUUUGGGUUUUCUUUUUUCACCAUUAUAAACAAUAACGUUCCGCUACGUUUUGUUUUGCCAAUUUUGCCGAUUCGAGCACAUCUCUGCGAAUGACCACAGCCGUCGUCUCGUACGCAUUGUUUUCUCUCUCUCUAUGCGUGUAUGCGUGUCUGUGUGUGUGUGUGUGUGUGUGUUUCUGGGUCGAGUGUACAUAAUAUUGUAUUAUAUACAUGUAUUAUUAUGCGAACGAGAUGGAAAACGGCGUUGUCGUCGUCGGUCGUCGUUACAUAAUAAUAAUAAUAAUAAUACUACAAAAUAACGCUGUUCCCAGGCGCGCACGUUACGAAACACUACGUAUACCUACAAUACAAGAAGGUAUAGUAUUAUAUGGGUACACUCGAAAAAUUCGCCGGGUUUCCGUCGCGCCGAUGAAAAAAAAAAAAAACCCGUGUAAUAAUAAUAAUAAUAAUAAUAACAAUUAUAUUAUUAUCCGCCGUCGCGAUAAAAUAUAAAAUCUCGUCUCCGCGGCCAAACACGAGUUUCGGCGGGCUCCGUGUGUGCCCGCCGGGGUCCGCCGCGCGCGUAGUUCUCUUCGCCGGAGAUUGGUUAGGUUACGAGUGUACACAGAGGUAAAUUAUUUUCUAGUAGACGACCGACUCCCGAUAUAUUGUUUAUAUAUAUUAUGCAUUUUAUUUUAUUCGUCGUUAUAAAUACGUAUUCGUUCGAGUCUCGCGUGGCGCCGUAUUAUUCACCACACUAACGGGUCCACAAAUGUUUACAUUAUGUUUUUUUUUUUUUUUCUAUAAUCUGCGCGGUUAUCAUAACCCGUGUGCAUACAACGACCGUGUUACCGCCGCUAUAACGUACGCCGAACACAAUGUAUUAUAAACCGGCAUUAUAUAACCGCGUCGCGCACGUAACAUUUGCCCCCAUUUGCUGUAAAAGUCAGUUCGAGCUGCCGUAAUAUACGCGCGUAUAACAACAGUAUUGAUAAGACCGUGAAAGUCGGCUAUCAGUGGUCGCUAUAUGCAGUUCGCGGGACAUUAUUACUAACUUGAUAUUAUAUUUCAUCCGCAAGUGUGCGCCGUCCCGAGAUUCGCCGGUAUACGCGCGGGGACGUAGCACUGCGGGGACCCCCGAAAUUGUAUUUUUUUAAAAAAUUUUUCUCAUGCAAAUACCUUGGAUUUAUGUAACUGUUAGAUAACCGACUAGCAUAAUAUAAGUAGAACGAUUACCCAAAUCUGGAAAAUCGGCAGCCGCGUAUUAUGCGUCGAGCGGUCGAUAAAAAACAAAAGUAUUCGCAGACUGGGUCACUGAGCAUAGACGGGUGACAAGAAAUAGUACGAAAUUACAAUAUUUGUGUAUUUUUAUGUUUUUGUUUUGGUACUGUGUUCCGCUUCCGUACCAUUUGGUAUCAUUUCCAAAUUUUCCUGUUGAUUUACGAAUUACGAUUUACGAUUUAAUCGUUCUGCACACGCCUUCAGAGUAGCCUUGGUACAGAAUUUCUCACCAUAGUCACCGGGUCCAUUCGCUUUUUAUCGCGGAUAUAGGGUCAUAUGAAAACUUUUGUUCCAAAUUAAUCCCACAUUUUUUCCUAUUUAUAUAUUGUCCCAUAAUUAAUCAUAAAUAUGAUUUGCAUUAUUAUAUAGUUUACGGCUGCUUUCAUACCUCCUCUUAUAAGGCUCUACCGUACAGUCGACUGUCUAUAUAGUUCUAUAAGUCUACGGUCAAAAGUACCGAAAAGUACAUUCAAACUCGAAACAUUUAAUAUAUUAUUACGGAUAAAAAUAAUCGUUGCGGGUGGGCAAAAUGACCACGAUCGGUUUGUUUGUGUACUAUACGCUGCUGUAUAGAGUACCUAUAUAGCUUUUCGUCGUUUCGCAAACAUUAUUAUUAUUAUUAUUAUUGUAAUUACAAAAGAUUCCAUCAGGUGUUCGACUCUGUCCCCGUGUAGUACAAUAACAGUGGAACUAUAAUAUAGUCAACCCGGACGAGCGGUGCAAAUUUUUUUCAUUGCGCAUUAUAAUACUAUGUGUACGUAUAUUCGCCUUAACCUGUUACACAUUUUUCUAUUAUAAUAAUAAUAGCGCGCGUUCGCACAACCUUUGCGUGUGCACUUUUGUGUGCCGGCCGCCCCUUGUUUUUUACGUCCGAAAUUCCCAUGGACCCCCUACGAUAGGUUUUCGGUUUUUACGAACGCGCGCACCCCUCGAGAGCUCGCCGGGCAAGUCGCGUCGAUCCCCGGAUUUUCCCACACACGCCGCGAUCCUCCUCCUUCUGCUCUAUACACGUACAAAACGGGUGUGACCACGUAUAUUUAAAAAUCUAAACACACACACACACCGCCAAUACAAUACAAUCAAAUAGUGUACACGUACACCUAUAUACAUAAACCUAUAUUAAUAGGCGAGCGAUUCAAUAGCGUUCGCGGGAUAAAACACAAUAACGCGUUAACACUAUAAAUUGCCGGCGACCGGGCCGCUUCCCAACAUAAACCAGCUAGACGACGUCGUCGGCUAUUAUAACUAGCGCUUGGUUAAAAAACAUACUCGAAUACACAUAGGAAAAAAAAUCGCGUUCUAAACCUCGUGGGAGGUUUCGCCCCUUAGAAAACCGUCGAAUAAUUCGCAAACCCGCAGUAAUACCUGUACACGGUUCUUCGACGAAAUUAACAAUUAAAAAUAUGUAUAUUAAUCAAUUUUUAGGGCACGAUAAAAUAUUUAAUAUAGAAAUAAAAAUCGGUGUUCCCCUGCGCACCCCUUCUCUCCGCGGCGAACCGAAAUGUGGACAAUUGUAUUUAUGUAACACAAAAUUAAUAUCGUUCGACUGCACGCGGCGGCGACCACUUGUUGAACAUUUACCACGUGCAGUUUGCACGAGAGCGAAAGAUAUCGCGCGACUUUCGUGAUAUUCUAUUAAGUAUAAUAUAAUUAUAUUAUGUACGAUCGGGUCAGCGGCGCCCACGGUGGGUGACCGAAUCAUGCGACUGCACGUGUUCACAUUUGAGGAAGGGGUGUAGGGAGGGUGGGUGUAUAUGGGCGAAGAAAUGAAGCAUGGUAAUAUAUAUACAUAUUAUGAAUAUGUAUAUUUCUAUUAUAUAUCAAAAGUUGUUUGUACAACGUGCCUACAUAUUAUUAUAUUGUUCCGUUGUAUCUCGUGUAUAUUGUGUGAAAAUAACAUGAUUUAUAACAGUUUAAAGUUAUACAGGUUAGGUUGGGUUAAGCGAUAAUUAUUGGGAAAUGUAAAAAAAAAAAAAAUGGGUAAGAUAAUGGGGACGGGUGCAGCCACUGGUGUAGGUGGAAAGUUGGGAAGGUAGGAUACAGACGGGAAUUGAAUUUAUAUCUGUAAGCAACGAUAAACCAUUGCUUACGAAAAAACGAUUCUGAGCGGAGUUCAGUUGAUAGUAAUGCUUUGUCAACAAUGUAUAUGCCAUAUUAAGGUAAAAUAAUUAAAUAGUCUCUAUAUAUUUUCUUUAAUAAUAUUUAUUUAUUUUGUACCGAUUUUCCAGUUUUCCUACGUUUAUCCCGGUUUUCCCAUGUUUUAUCCUGGUUUUUCACAUUUGCUGUGAAAACUCCAGAGAAAAUCGAAAAAUUACCUUUUUAAAGUACCUUCUCAUGUCGAUUUCCUUUCAGAAAAGGUGCUACACUUAGAAAUCCGAGCAAGUUUUCUGGUAAAAUAAAAACAUCUUUGUAAAACCAUAAGCUUCUUCGCUCCACUCAGAAUCUAAAACUCGUAAUAUGUUAUUAUUAUUAUUAUUAUGUGUAUUUUUGUGUUCUGUUUUAUAUAUUUUAUGUACAUAUAUACCUAUCGUAUCUAGGUUAAGUUUUACGGUUUGUGGGUAGUUGAGAGUGUAUAAAUGUACAUGAUGUAAAUAAAAAAAAAAAAAAACGUGAUUCCAAAAAAAAUCACUGCUCCUACGUUAUUGUGGAGCCGAUCUGCACGAUUCGCGAUGUACGUUCGUUUAUUACGUAUGCCUAUUAUUAUAGAUACCUACUUGUCGAUAUUUUUUUAUCUAAAAUACAGCGUCGGAGUUUAGUAACGUGUUAAUUAAAACGACGUAUUUGAUUUGUUUUCAGAUUUCAAGAGAUUUGGCGUCGUUGAAAAAUCGGUUCAAUAUCCAUCUCCUCUCGCCCUUUUUGGUAUUAAACAGGGAUAUUUUCCGACCUGUUUUUAUAUUAAUAUAUAUAUAUAUAUAACAUAUAUAUAUAUUAAUAUUAUACAUAUAAUUAUUAUUUUAGUAUGUUAUAUUUUGUUAUUGUUUCAUAUUAAAAAAAUUAAAUAAAUAAAUCGUUUAUUUAAAUGUAUCGUUUUGCGAGAUUUCGCAAACAAAUAAUAUUAAUAUAUUAUUUAAUCUCCUAUAUAAAAACUACAGAGCAUCAAUAUAAUAUAAUAAUUAUUAUAACAUAAAAAACAGAAUAAAAUAAUAUCUAUAUUAGGUGUAUAUUAUAUUAUAACAGCCAUUAAACAUUGGAACUACUUAAUUAGGUAAAAUUUUAAUAUUAUUUCGUUUUAAACGGUGUUUUUAAAUUUUUUGGAUUUACACCGCACAUCCAUUGAAAAUUGAAAAUAUUAAUACAAAUCUUACGUGUUUGACCGUGCAGUUAUAUUAUAUUUUUAUACUAUACUCGUGUAAAUAUAAGACAUUAACAUAUAAAUUAGUUUUUUGAAAAUAAAAAAAAUCUAUUUAUUUAUUUUUCUACUCGUACAAAAUUCUUUUUAUCUAUAUACAAAUAUACAAAUCGUUUUAAAAACGUUGCUGCAUUAUUAUUCCCCUCCCUCGCCCUGCCCCUCUCUCUCACUCCCUAUUAGUUUUGUACAUGAUAUAUACAUAUGCAUACGCCACGAGUGUUCAAUUUUUAUUAUACCUAUCGUUUCGGAGAUAAUUGUUCGUUUUGUACUUGUUCUCUUGUAUUUUUUGUUCUUGUACAUACUAUUAAAAAAAAAAAAAAAAAAAAUUAAUAAUAAUAAUAAUUGAUAAACUCGCGGAGGAUCGGAGGGAACGAUUUAUCGUCGGCAGAGCAGUACACUGCGGCAUAAUAAUGUGCAACAUUCGGGGUUUUGUCUUUACGCCGUUUCUUGUUAUAUUGCUAUCAUCUUCGCCGUUGUCGGUCGGGAUUAUUUUUUUACGUAGAUGUCUACUCAGAAAGCGUUUUUAAAAAAAAAAACCGUGUCACCAUGGCACGGCGCUUCUUUUAUUUUUUGCGGCCGAACGUUGCCGCGAACAACCGAAAUUUUAUAAAAUAAUUUCCGUCUGUGAAAAGAGAAACAGCGCGCGUGCAGUCUGCGUAGUGUUUUUUUUUUUUUCUUUCUAGUGAUAGUCGCAAGGCCCGUACCUAUUAUUACGACUUUCGGAGACACCUAUAUUUCCCACGCGCGUGUUAUUUUAUUAUUAUGUCACGAACCUACGUAUACGUCAACGUCUCUCUCGUUCCCACAUCGUAAACCGCGGCCUGAACGAUUAAACCGACGGCCUUCGUAUACAAAUCACAAAUAAUAUUAUUUAUAAUCGCGUAACGAUCGGAAACGGUAUUAAUUUUUUUUUCUAUUGCCCGGAAAUCCGAGAGUGUUAAAUUCAGUGACUUGAGAGCUGCACACGGCUUAGUUUCUCAUAUCGGUUUAGUUUUGAAAAGUUUUCCUAACAUUUAAUUUGUAUGGUUAUUAUAAUACGUAUAUUGGUAUUUCGCGCGACGUUUUCUGGACUUUCUCGGUGCCGCGGCCCGUCUUGGUCGUCUUGGUCGUUCCUUUUCUCCGAUCCGUAAAAUAAAAUUAACGAUAUAUUAUUAUUAAAACAUUAUGUACUAUUACGAUAAUAACAACAACGUUAUUAUGGAUUCAAAAGUCUGCGAUAAUAAUAUAAUAUUACUUAUGUAAUAAUAUGUGCGGUACUAUACUGCCAAAAAUCGGUUAGGUUUUUAUUUUUUUGUUUUUCUUAAAUAUAUUCUUUUCUAUAUUAUAAUAUUUACUUUUUUUUUUUCGUUUUUAUUAAAUUUUCUUCUAGCUGCAAAACACUGUGAUGUCCACGUGCCUAUAAUAAUAAUAAUGAUAAUAACAAUAAUUAUGUCGUAUUUUUAUAAUAAAAUAUAUACUUACCCAAAAAACACAUACCUAAAACUUGAUAACUAACGAGUUACCUGUGAAAAACAAACUAGAUCCUAUACUGUAUAAUUUGUAUAUACGUACACACAUGUACCUAUAUAUAUAUUUAAUAUUUUAUAGGAUUAUAGAUGUGAACCACGCCAUGCCAAAAUUUUUAAUUUUUUUUUUUUUAAUUAUUAUUAUUAUUAUAAAUGAAAGGAAAAAAAAUAGUUACCUAACGAAAUUCCUAAUAUAUUACCUAUAUAUGUAUAAUAAUAAUAUCGGUUAAAUGUUACCCGUUACAUAAAAGUAGAUUUUAAAAUGUAUAAUAAAUUAUAUAAUAUCCAUACUUACGCGUACCUAUAAUAUGAUAUAAAUAUUUUAUAUUCUUUUUGGCCUUUUAUAUAAAAAAAAAAAAUAUAUAUACAAAUUUUUUUUUAAAAUAACAAUUAUUUUUUUACUAUUAUAUACCUAAUUGAAAAAAAAAAAAUAUAUUUGUUUAAGAUUUAUAUAUGGAAAAAACUGCCUUUGGCUCAAUACAGAGUUUGAAAAUUAUUUUGUAUAUAUAUAUAUAUAUAUAUAUUUUUUUUUUUUUAAAAAAAAUUUUUCUAAUGUACUGUACAAUUAUAUAAUUUUGUACGUUUAUUGUUUGUUUGUUUUUUUUUUUUUUUUUUUAAAUAUUAAUUUAAGAUAUCACUUUUUUUUACCUAUUUAGUAGUUUUUUCUAGUCUAAAAUUUUACAAUAUUGCUAUAUAAUA
This is a messenger RNA of Cinara cedri, 11052 nucleotides long. The record is from the annotation of a GenBank genome assembly. Lineage: Eukaryota; Metazoa; Arthropoda; Insecta; Hemiptera; Aphididae.